AGGCACAAUUCUCGGUUUCGAACUUUCUCUAAUUGCUAAUGUUUAAGUGAAUAAACUGUUUAAUUACUGCUGUGAUAUCUGGAUGUGUCUCCAACGUGAUGAAGAUGGUGUUAGCCACUUAGAUGAAUCGAGACCAAUGGUGCAGUUACCUAUACUGGGUCCGGAGCCGGCACUGAACUCAAACCCUGGUGGCGCCGCGAAGCCACCGCUACUCAACUCAUUCGAGCUGGACCGCUGUCUGGACCGAGACGAGUCCGGCAGGUGGGGCGGCGAUGCGGCGCGGCGACGCCGGCGCAGCUCGCCCCCGCGCCGCGCCUCACCCCCUCGAGACCAUGAGCCUCUUGCACUUGCUCGGGCUUCAGCGCCUACAUCUCCAGCGGGUGGCUCAGCACAAUCCAGCCCUGCACCAGGCUCUCCCGGGGGCAGUGCAGGUGGUGCAGCGGGAGCGAGAUCUCCUCUUCCAUUGGUGCCACCAGACCUGCUAGCCAUGCAGCUGUUAGAUCAGCACUCUCAACUACAAGCGCUGAUGAAGCAGCGAUUAUUUCAUCAGCAUCAUAUGCAGAAACAGCAUAUGACUUCGGAGGCAGCAAAACGUCAACUAGAGCAAUCACGUCUGCAGGAUCAGAUCAAUUUGAAUCUGCUGUCACAGUCUCAUCUCCCACCACCUGAUACUUCACCUGGAUCUCUUCAACAGCAAUUAGGUGCUCAACAGCAACAGCUAGUUCAACAGUUGCAAGCAGUACAACGCCAGUACCUGAUGCACGGGUCCCUUCCCGUGCCACCCAAUGCUCCACCGGGACUAAUGUUAUGGGGAGGCGAAAUCGAGGAACAUCCAUUGUUUGGACGAGGUGUCUGCAAAUGGCCGGGUUGCGACGCACUGGCUGAAGAUUAUCAAGCAUUUCUCAAACAUUUAGAAGCAGCGCAUACUCUCGACGACAGAUCUGCAGCACAAGCAAGAGUCCAGAUGCAAGUGGUAGCGCAGCUGGAGUUGCAAUUACGUCGGGAACGUGAUCGCCUUGCAGCCAUGAUGAGGCAUUUGCACGCAGCUAGGGACACGUCGCAUCAUGCUGCUAAACAUCCUCAUGGUACAGCCAGUGAAGGCGCUUCUCCAGGACCAGUUCGACGUCGUGUUUCCGAUAAAUCUGGUGUUGCUAUUGCUGGAGGUCUUCCCUAUAUGCUCGAAAGAGCUGGAUUAGAUGUUCAACAAGAGAUUCAGCGUAAUCGUGAAUUUUAUAAGUCGGCAGAUGUAAGACCUCCAUUCACCUACGCUUCUCUGAUACGUCAGGCUAUAAUAGAAUCUCCAGAUAAACAAUUAACUCUGAACGAGAUAUACAACUGGUUCCAGAGCACAUUCUGCUACUUCAGACGCAAUGCAGCUACUUGGAAGAACGCGGUCCGUCACAACCUGUCGCUGCACAAAUGCUUCAUGCGGGUGGAGAACGUGAAGGGCGCGGUGUGGACCGUGGACGAGGUCGAGUUCUACAAGCGGCGGCCGCAGCGAGCCGCGCACGCGCCGCCGCCGCUCCACGCCGCCGGAUUUAUGGGAGCCCAAAGCCCUCCAAUGAUGACCAGCCCGCAUGGCUAUAGUGAAGCGCUCAAACGAAAUCUUCAGGGUAUGAUGGAAGAUUGCAAUUUGUCGUACAUGUCCGGUGAAGAUCAUAUGAUGCAAACUGACGAGUAUCCAUCAUCUCAUGAAGAUUACAGUCGUCCUCCCAUAAUGAAUGGAUACGGUAGCAGCAGUUCAUCUCAUGACGUGAAAGCGGAAGAUUUAAGUGCAUCUGACGCACAGGACAUCAAGCCGAAUAUAUACGCGCUCAAGAAUGAGAUGCAAGCUUCUGAUUAUUCCAAUAAAGGCGAUUACGCAAAUUCCAACAAGGAGUCUUCAAGCAAUAGAUCUGGCGAGACGAGCCCCUACGACGACUACCCUCGUUCUGAGGAUAGAUACAGAGCCUCCAUAUCUCACAUCAAGGACGAAGCCGAGAAUCUAUCCCUCAACGAGCAAAGAUCUGAUAAAUAAACUGGCCGAAACCAGUUCGAACCAGUUAAGUGUUGCGAAAAGUGGUUAUAUCCGGUUAUUAAAACCGUGCUAUCGAUGGAUUGUAUUAAAAACGCAAUGUGAGUCGUGAUUUUUUUGCGUAAUAAUAUUUAGAGCUAUAAUGUAAGUAUCACAGUAUGUAAUACUUUAUAUUUACGGGUUUAGAUCUAUUUCAAGUUAUUUAGAAUGGUGUUCUAGAACGUGUAAUGUGUUCACUGUUGGACUUUUUAUAUUUGAAUGGACGAUCUCCGUACGAGGAAUUGUAUAACUGUAACCAAAUAUAUUUUUUGUUCAUUUUUUUAUCACCCGGUUUUAACGGGACCCUUUGAAGUAUUAUAGGUUUUAAUUAUUUUAUUUCUAUUCGCCUUACGUUUAGGUUUGGUAGCUGUAAUUCAGAUAUUUGUUAGUGAUCUAUUUAUAGUGUAUCUAAGUGUUAGAGAAAUUUAGGCAAAGAUGUGCGAGUGAACAGCCAAUGUCGAGUAACCUUAAAAGGUCCAUAUCAAUAUUUAAAAAUAUUUAAUCAUCUUGUAACAUACAAAUAGUAAGAACAAUAAGUAGUUGUAUUAAAUUAUAAUAAUACAUACGGUACAUAAACGUUAGAACAUACAUUAUUACGCAUAGCGUUUCAGUUUACGCAUUUUUAUAUUCAUUUUAAAGACACACCCACUUUUUUGGAAUUGAUU
This is a messenger RNA of Achroia grisella, 2718 nucleotides long. It is a transcript of the gene FoxP, whose product is annotated as forkhead box protein P3. The transcript has 18 exons. The coding region runs from base 83 to 2017 and encodes 644 amino acids. Gene Ontology annotation, molecular function: DNA-binding transcription factor activity, RNA polymerase II-specific; RNA polymerase II cis-regulatory region sequence-specific DNA binding. NCBI's taxonomy places the organism in Eukaryota, Metazoa, Arthropoda, Insecta, Lepidoptera, Pyralidae. Gene Ontology annotation, cellular component: nucleus. Gene Ontology annotation, biological process: regulation of transcription by RNA polymerase II. The record is from RefSeq and is a predicted model, not a curated record.